UUACAAUACUAACAUCUAAAAUUCCCUUUUUUUCCCACUAUAUCAAGCAGUCUUUUUUUUUUUUUUUUUUCUCAUUUACUUUUACCAUCACAUGUUGUCCUUUUACUGUACAAAUAUUGUUAAGAAAUACCUAAAAAGAAAUCGAUAUGAAGGAAGAGAAAAAAACCAAAGACGAGAAAUAUAUAAAAGGCAAGAGAGAGCGAGGUUGAGGGGGGUGAAGAACCGAAGGCACACAAAGACCCCAAGAAAUCUCUCACUUUCUCCGGCUUCGACAUGGCCUCUCCUCCUCCGCCGCCGCCGCCCCUCCCGCAGUUCCCAACGCCGUCGGGGGAUUCCAGCCACCGCGGCCCCUCCUCAUCGUCCACGUACAAACCCAGCCUCUUCAUCAUCGCCGCCAUUCUCGCCUUGGUCAUCAUUGCCUCCGCCGCCCUCCGCCUCCUCCGUCGCUUCCUCUCCCGCUCCUCCUCCUCCACCUCCUCCUCGGCCCCGCCGCUCAUCCACCAUAGCCGCUCCGCCUCCGCCGCCUCGUCGGUGCUCUCCGACAAGGAGAAGGUGGCUCUGAUCGACUCCCUCCCGCUCUUCUCUCUCGCCUCCUCGGUUGUCGUUCUCCCCAAGUCGUCGCCGGACUGCGCCGUCUGCCUCUCCCCCUUCCAACCCCACGACGAGCUCCGCCUCCUCCCCGCCUGCCGCCACGCCUUCCACUCCUCGUGCAUCGAUACCUGGCUCCGAUCCACCUCUUCCUGCCCUCUGUGCCGUUCCUCCAUCACCAUCCCGGCCCCUCCCCUCCCGCCGCUGCACCCGGCGACGGACGCCGCGGACAACCCUCCCAGAUCCAGCAGCUUCCACAUCGAGAUCGGCAGCGUCAGCCGCCGGAGGACGUCCGCAGAGUUAGACCCUGCCGAAGCUGGCACCUCCCUCCCCAAUCCACCUCCGCCUCCGCCGCCGCCGCCGCCGCACCUUCGAUCCUACUCGCUGGGAUCGUCGUUCGAGUACGUGGUCGACGAGGAGGUGGAGGCGGUGGUGGCCCGGAUCCGGAGGGCCAAGGAGCACAAGGCGGAGCCGGCGGGGCCUCCGCCGCCCGGGGAGGCGGUUGCGGAGGCUGCCGGAGGAGGGUCAAGAAAUUGGCUGAAGGAGUAUGUGGACCGGCUGACCUCGUCGGCGUCGUCCUCCUUCUCCUCGCUCCGGUUCUCCGGGAGGUGGAGCCACCGCUACGACGACGGCGGCGGCGGCGGCGGCGGUGGCGGAGGACGGGACUCGUGGGACUUGGAGGGAAACUAUCGGGAGGAGGAGGAGGGAGAGUUGAGCGGUUACUACACCUUCUACCGAUGGCUGGUUGGGGCAUAGUCGUAAAUAAAUCCCAUUCUUUGUUUUACUUCAAUCCCUCAGGUGCCCUCCAUCGAAGCUUCUUCAGGAUAAAAUCAGGCAACGAAAAGAGCCACGGCUUGCGGAAGAAAUUACACGCAAGGCCAUCACGGCGUUCGGGAGUCGGCGUUCGUUGCGUUCAGGUUCCUACCCUCCGGACUUGCUGCUCUCGCCUCUUGGUCCUUCGGCGGCGGGCCGAUGCGGGUUUACAAAUGGUGUGGGGCACCCACCGGGUGGAAAUAAAUAAAAAUGUACACAAGAAUGUUAAAAGUGUGGGGUGGCGGGGUCCACGACCCACGGAGGUGAAGGAAGCUUGAAUAAGAUAUGGUUGCCUUAGGGAGAGGUUGGAAUUGAAUGGUGUCACUGACGAGGGCAGAUCGACACCGCGCCCACUCUUUCAAUGCUCACAUUAAUAGCUUAUUGCUUCACUGCCAGGCAACUGCGCCCAACUAGUCUUUUUGGUAGAAGCACCCAACUAGUUGAAUGUGCUCAAGGCUUGAGAUGUGGGUGGGUAUACUUGAGAAGAUGUGAGAUUCUUUCUCCAAGAAAAUACUGAACGUGUGCCGCAACUGUUAUUAGUUGCCAGCUAAUUUUUAUGUGUUACUCCAUAUUAUCAUAAUUAAACUGUUACACGAAGAAUAUGAUUAUUGUAUGGUGGAAGUAUUGUAAUAGUCGACACCACCAUUCUUGAUUUGAUUUUAUACUUGUAUACGUAUCAAGCAGAUUAAACUUGCGCGCCCC
Molecule: messenger RNA, 2103 nt
Organism: Elaeis guineensis (African oil palm)
Lineage: Eukaryota; Viridiplantae; Streptophyta; Magnoliopsida; Arecales; Arecaceae
Product: E3 ubiquitin-protein ligase ATL4-like
Biological process (GO): protein ubiquitination
Source: RefSeq, a predicted model, not a curated record